AUGCUCUCGGCCCUUCUCCAGAGCCAAGCGCUGUCACAUGAGAAGACUACCACUUCACCAGCAGAGCCGGCCCUCGGCACGCCAGUCGGAGGGGAUAUCCCGUCCAUCGAGCCCGAGAAUGUCUCCAGGAUGCGUCUGACGAUGCCGGCGGUUUACAUGCCCCUUGCAGGAGUCAUGUCCGCUGUCAACUCGCCAGGACAGGCCCGGGAGAAGUACCUCUGCCGCAUUGCUACCAAGUCUGACUACCUACACUACGACUACGAGUCUGCGAGGGCCGUCGACGACCAGACAUCAGCUGCGGACAAUAGCUCGUGCAGGAAACAACCCCAGCUGGACAUCAGUAACUGGACCGCAUGCAACCGCUGGAUCGCCGUACCUGAGUACACCCAUGCCUAA
This is a messenger RNA of Colletotrichum fioriniae, 396 nucleotides long. RefSeq lists its product as uncharacterized. The record is from RefSeq and is a predicted model, not a curated record. NCBI's taxonomy places the organism in Eukaryota, Fungi, Ascomycota, Sordariomycetes, Glomerellales, Glomerellaceae.